AACAGUUGAGCUUCAAGUACGCUCUCGGCUGGUCGCUGAAAUUUACUGACGAUGGCUCGCUUGAUUACUGGAGCUCGUGGAAUCUUGCGUCGCUACCCAUUUGUGACCAACAGUGCCAUCUACGGAAGCUUGUAUGUGGGGGCCGAGUUCUCGCAGCAGAUUCUGUCCAAACGCUGGCUGGCGCCUGCGGCAGAGCGUGAGGAAAUCGAUUAUGUAACUAUAGGAAGAUACGCAGUGAUGGGUACCGCUGUCUAUGCCCCAACAUUAUAUGCUUGGUAUAAAUGGUUAGAUAAAACCUUUCCUGGUACCACCAAGGCCAUAAUUUUUAGAAAAUUGGUACUGGAUCAAUUUAUACUGACGCCUUAUCUCUUGACAGUUUUCUAUGCGGGCAUGUCCAUCAUGGAGGGCUCUGAGGAUAUUCUUCUGGAAUUGCGAGAGAAGUUCCUGCCGACUUUUGUACGUUCUUGCAUUUUCUGGCUGCCUGCUCAGGUUCUGAAUUUUUCACUGGUCGCUCCGCGCUUUCGUGUCAUCUAUAUGGGCGUUUGCGGGUUGAUUUGGGUUAAUAUUCUCUGCUGGAUCAAGCGACAGAGUUUGUCCACAAUAAUAUAAACAACUUCAAACGAAGUCACACCA
Molecule: messenger RNA, 633 nt
Organism: Drosophila guanche
Lineage: Eukaryota; Metazoa; Arthropoda; Insecta; Diptera; Drosophilidae
Product: mpv17-like protein
Exons: 4
Coding region: 52-609 (185 amino acids)
Cellular component (GO): membrane; cytoplasm
Source: RefSeq, a predicted model, not a curated record